This is a messenger RNA of Gastrolobium bilobum, 2017 nucleotides long. RefSeq names its product molybdate transporter 1-like. Bases 87 to 1547 code for a protein of 486 amino acids. The record is from RefSeq and is a predicted model, not a curated record. Gene Ontology annotation, molecular function: molybdate ion transmembrane transporter activity. Gene Ontology annotation, biological process: molybdate ion transport. Lineage: Eukaryota; Viridiplantae; Streptophyta; Magnoliopsida; Fabales; Fabaceae. The transcript has a single exon.
CUCUCUAAUUAGGGUUGCCACACCUAAACUGUGUGUGAGUGUGAGUGUUAGUCCCAAACCAAAAAAAAAAAAAAAACAUAUCUUUCAUGGCAAACCAAAACCCUUCUUCAAUUCCAAGCUCAGACCCUGAAACAGCCCAAGCCUCUCCAACAACAUGUACAUGUUUCUCAGCCAACGUGAUCGUGCAGAAAGUGAAAACCAACUUGGUUUUACGUUCAAAAUGGAGUGAACUGAAUGGUGCAAUGGGUGACCUAGGAACUUAUAUACCUAUAGUGCUUGCUCUUACCCUUGCCAAGAACCUUAACCUUGGAACCACAUUGAUCUUCACAGGUAUAUACAACAUCAUCACUGGUGCAAUUUAUGGUGUUCCCAUGCCUGUCCAGCCCAUGAAGGCCAUCUCCGCCGCCGCCUUAUCGGACCCCGGCUUCGGCGUGCCCGAGAUCAUGGCUGCCGGAAUAUUAACCGGCGGCCUGUUGUUGUUUCUUGGUGUAACGGGGUUGAUGCAGCUUGUGUACAAGAUGAUUCCUUUGUGUGUUGUGAGGGGAAUUCAACUAGCACAGGGUUUGUCAUUUGCUUUCACUGCUGUUAAGUACGUGAGAAAAAUCCAAGAUUUGCCUAAGUCUAAAGUUUUAGGUGAUAGGCACUGGUUAGGAUUGGAUGGGUUGGUUUUGGCCAUUGUUUGUGUUUGUUUUAUUGUUAUUGUGAAUGGUGCUGGUGAUAAGGAUCAAGGGUGUGGUGAUGCUGCAGAAAGUGGUGACACUAGAAGCUAUGAUUUGGGUGGACAAAGGAGAAAUGAACAUGAGGGUGUAACAAGAAAGAGGACAAGUAGAGUGAGGAAGAUAAUUUUCUCACUUCCUUCUGCUUUUAUAGUCUUUGUUUUGGGUGUUGUUUUGGCCUUCAUAAGAAGGCAUGAGGUGGUGCAUGAAAUUAAGUUUGGACCCUCUUCUAUAGAGGUGGUGAAAUUCUCUAGGGAAGCAUGGAAGAAAGGUUUUAUAAAGGGUACAAUUCCUCAGCUACCACUGUCAAUUUUGAACUCUGUGAUAGCUGUUUGUAAAUUGUCAUCGGAUCUGUUCCCAGGAAAGGACUUUUCAGCAACUUCAGUGUCAGUGACGGUGGGGUUGAUGAACCUGGUUGGUAGUUGGUUUGGUGCCAUGCCAUGUUGCCAUGGGGCUGGUGGACUUGCAGGGCAGUAUAAAUUUGGUGGAAGAAGUGGUGCUUGUGUGGCACUUCUUGGUGUUGCCAAAUUGGUAUUGGGAUUGGUGUUGGGAACUUCUUUGGCACACAUUUUAAUGCAGUUUCCUGUGGGGAUCUUAGGUGUGUUGCUAUUGUUUGCUGGAAUUGAAUUAGCUGUAUGCUGUAGGGACAUGAAUACCAAAGAAGAUUCCUUUGUGAUGCUUAUUUGCACUACAGUUUCAUUGGUGGGGUCAAGUGCUGGUCUUGGUUUUUUGUGUGGGAUGAUUAUUUAUGUGCUUCUUAAGCUAAGGAAUUGGACAAAGGAUAAACCAUUUUCUACCAUUUGGGUGCAUAAAAGCUCCGAGCAACUUUGAAGAAAAUAGGAGUAUACUAGAGUAUUAUUGCUUGCUGUUGCUUAUCUUUUGUUUUCUGGUGUCAUUAAUUACUAAAUCAAUCAGCACGGAUGAGUUUCAAGAAUAAUGUUUUCUAAAGUGUUUUUCCUUUUUUCUUUUUGGUUCAAUUUCUUUUUCUUUGUUGGUAUUUGAUGCUAAAACGAAGGUUUGUUUGUGGACUUAAUGAUGUUGUAGUUAGUAGGAUGUAGUGUUUGUAGUGCUUACUCUGUUACUAUAUAAAAAAAGUUGCUUCAGUUAAAGAAUCUCUUACAACAUUUUUUUGUUGGUGGAGGAUGAACUUCUUUAAAUGGGGAGUAUUUUUUGGUUUUUUUUUUUUGAUUUUUUUUUGUUUUUAUGGAGGAUGGACUUAUUUAUGUCUAUGCUCAUUUAUGUGCAAGAUGUUGAUCAAUGGGUAGUUUAUUGUAUUCAUAAGAAAAGGAAAAAAACAACAA